UGAGCAGUUGGACCGUGUAAAAGAGCUCCUUUUGCUGAUCUUUGUAUGAAGAAUUUGUGAAUCGGUCAGCUUCCUGUGAAACUGCACUUUUUUUUUGAUUAUUGAAUACAGUGGAAGUAACCUAACUUGAUCCUAAGGACUCUUGCUGUAUGCAAUUCAGAAAUCAGCCAUGAAGAAAAGUUCGUUUUCGGGACUCACAAGGACUAGUAGUGGAAAAUUGAGAAGAACUGCUGAUGUCACCAAUCCAGCUUUGAAAAGGUCAUUUGAGGUAGAGGAAGUGGAGCAGUCGACCCCAAAUCCCUCCGCUCCCUCGAGACGAAUCCCAACUCCUCUGAGACCGAGCCCAUCACCUGGACACAAAUAUCAAGAUUUGGGCGCAAAGUAUACAGAUUCAGCCUUGAGACAGGCAGAAGCACCUAAUGCUAAAUCACCAAAGUCUUCCAUCAAGAGAAUUGAAAUUACUGGGCCUAAGCACCCAGAGCCAGUCUCACGGAGAGCAGAGAUUUCUAUUGACCUUUCUUCAAAGCAAGUAGAAGGUGCAAGUCAUGGCCUCCCAAAGAUUGGCCUUAAAAGGGCAGAACUACUAGGCCACAAGCCUCCUGAAACAGUUCCCAGGAGAACAGAAAUUUCCGGAGCAAAAGUUCAGGACAUCUCCUCAAGAAGAUUGGAAUCUGCAGCUUCCAAGCUUCCUGAUUCCAUUCCAAGAAGACCAGAGAACUUUGGAUCUUCCCCAGCAGAGGUAUCCCCAAAAAAGGUUGAGAUUCAGACAGCAAAGCAUCAAGAAGUCCCAGCUAAACAGGUGGAAAAUUCGAUCUCUCCCCACACUAAUUACCAUCAGCCACAGGAAGUGCAGCCAGAUCGAGCAGUUACUGAAACAAAAGUGAAGAACCAGAACAGUGCAGAAAAUAGCUCAAUCAAAGCCAACAUAAUGUCAGAACAUUCCCGAGAUGGAGGCAUCAAGCAGCCCAUGCAGAACGAGAAGCCAGGCUCUGACCACUUUGGGUAUGUGGGUAUUGACUCCAUUCUCGAACAGAUGAGGAGGAAAGCCAUGAAGCAAGGAUUUGAAUUCAAUAUAAUGGUUGUAGGUCAGAGCGGGUUGGGAAAGUCCACAUUAAUAAACACCCUAUUCAAAUCCAAAGUUAGCCGUAAAUCUAUCGAAGGAAAUGAGGAACGGAUUCCCCAAACAGUUGAAAUGAAAUCGAUCAGCCAUGAUAUUGAAGAAAAGGGGGUCCGAAUGAAACUAACAGUAAUUGAUACCCCAGGAUUUGGUGACCAAAUAAACAAUGAGAAUUGCUGGCAACCCAUCACAGAGUUUAUUAAUGAUCAGUAUGAGAUGUACCUGAAAGAGGAGCUUACCGUCGAUAGAAAGAAGCGGAUUCCAGACACGAGAGUACAUUGUUGUAUAUACUUCAUUGCUCCAACUGGGCACGCACUUCGAACUUUGGACAUAGAAUUUAUGAGAAGACUGAGCAAGGUGGUAAACAUUGUCCCUGUCAUCGCAAAAGCAGAUACUCUAACACUGGAAGAAAGGGAUCUCUUCAAGGAUAAGAUCAAAAAUGACCUUCAGAAGCAUGACAUAGAUGUUUAUCCUCAAAAACAGUUUGAUGAAGAUGCAGAGGAUCGCCUAUUAAAUGACAAAAUUAGAGAAAUGGUGCCUUUUGCUGUGGUUGGAAGUAACCUUGAGUACCAGGUAAAUGGAAGGAGAAUUCUUGGCCGGAAAACAAAGUGGGGGACUAUUGAAGUGGAAAACACAUCUCACUGCGAAUUUGCCUAUUUGCGUGAUCUGCUAAUAAGGACUCACAUGCAGAACCUCAAGGAUGUAACCAGCACCAUUCACUAUGAAGCGUACAGAGUUCAGCGGCUGAGUGAGGGGAAUGGGAUUUCCAAUGGAUUAGCAGAAAAGGAUUUGAACAGCAACAUGUAAAAGGUGUUCAGCUCAUCCUCCUUGCUGCUGAAUUGUUUUGACCAGCUAAUAAUUUAGGUAAAAACUACGUGGUAGUGUAUUGGCACUGCUUAUUUUAAGAUUAUUUAUUCCACACGAUGUAGUUCUGUUCACAAAAAAAAAGA
Molecule: messenger RNA, 2067 nt
Organism: Mobula hypostoma (lesser devil ray)
Lineage: Eukaryota; Metazoa; Chordata; Chondrichthyes; Myliobatiformes; Myliobatidae
Product: septin-9-like
Exons: 12
Coding region: 170-1924 (584 amino acids)
Biological process (GO): cytoskeleton-dependent cytokinesis; intracellular protein localization
Cellular component (GO): septin complex; microtubule cytoskeleton; septin ring
Molecular function (GO): GTPase activity; GTP binding; molecular adaptor activity
Source: RefSeq, a predicted model, not a curated record